Messenger RNA from Penicillium robsamsonii, 1242 nucleotides. RefSeq names its product aromatic ring-hydroxylating oxygenase subunit alpha. The coding region runs from base 1 to 1242 and encodes 413 amino acids. Gene Ontology annotation, molecular function: iron ion binding; 2 iron, 2 sulfur cluster binding. The record is from RefSeq and is a predicted model, not a curated record. The transcript has 2 exons. Lineage: Eukaryota; Fungi; Ascomycota; Eurotiomycetes; Eurotiales; Aspergillaceae.
AUGUCGAUGCUCAAGAAUUACGUACUUGGGGAAGGAGACGUAUCUCCAGCCCCUGCCGACAACAAUUCCCCAGUUCACCCUCUCCCUGCCUCGUGGUAUUCUUCACGGGAUAUACAUGAACUCGAGCGACGCGCCAUCUUCUCUCGGAAAUGGCUUUUGACCACGCACAAGCUGCGUUUCCCCAAAACAGGCGACUGGCUCCGAUACGAGAUCGCUGGGUACGCAUUCAUCUUGGUCAAAGAUCGCCAGGGAAAUAUCAACGCUUUCCACAACGUCUGUCGACACCGUGCCUUCCCCGUGGUUACUGAAGAAGGUGGCACCUCCGGGAUUUUCUCUUGCCAAUAUCACGGAUGGUCCUACGGCCUUAAUGGCAAACUUGCCAAGGCACCUGGAUAUCAAGAUCUGGAAGGUUUCGACAAGAGCAAGAACGGUCUUCUUCCAAUUCACGUUCAUAUUGAUGUCAACGGGUUUGUCUGGGUCAAUUUGGAUGCCGGCGAGAAACCUGAGAUCUCGUGGGAAGAUGAUUUCAAAGGAAUUGACUUACAGCCACGUUUCGAGGGGUUUAACUUCGAGGACUAUAACUUCGACCACACCUCUGAGAUGAGUGGGGAGUAUAACUGGAAGAUUCUGGCAGACAACUACAACAAGUCCCUCGGUUCAUAUGCUGUGGAUACCAGCGAUGGCAAAUCUACAGCCAAGAAGACUGCCCAUGGGCUGAAGAUUGCCAGCACUUACUAUUUCCCCAAUGCUGCUAUGGCUGUCUUGCCACACUCCUUCUUUAUGCAGCGACUCGUGCCGACGGGCCCCUCGACGUGCUCAGUGCGCUAUGAAGUUUACCGCAACAAGACCUCUACUGAUGAAGAGUUCGAAACUAUUAAUGAAACGUACAAGCGAAUUAUGUCUGAGGACAAAGACCUCUGUGUGGAAAUACAAAACAAUCUCCACCCCCAGGCGGAAGAAGAACCAGUCUACUUCCAGUCUGUCGUUCGUGGCCUGAUCACCGAGCACCACAAGCGUGAAGAGGAUGCAGGGGAGGAGAUUUGGCCUGCGCGACAAAGAAUCCCCAAAGAAGAGGCAGUCAGCAAGGAGGAUAUGGACUUUUGCUCCAAGCUGACAAGCAAUGACGCAUCAGCUUUGACUGCGGGGGGUUGUUGUGGAGGAGGAUGUGGGGGGGACCUCCCACUGUUGCAGCAACGGCACCGGAGACUAUGGUGGUUUAAUGAAGUGCAUGAUAGCGUUUGA